ACACUGUAUGACACAUGUGCUGCUUCCUUUUCCAGUGGUAACUGGUCAGAAACCAGACAAGAAGCAUCUGAACAAGAGCCGCUUUCUCCUGGUCUCUGCCCAGCUCUUCCAGCUGUUCUGCUCCAUCCAUCUUUGGACUGUGUCUAGGAAAACAAGACUGUCUGUACAAAAAUACAGGGGGGAGCAUUUCUGAAUGCAUAAAGGAUGACUUCCGAUAACAGUACAACAUCUCCUCCGCCUGCAAAUAUUGGAAGCUCUCCAGCAGGAGCUGAUAUUGCUGUCAUUGGAGGUGUCAUUGCUGCUGUGGCUUUUGUCUUGAUUUGUCUCUUGGUAGUGAUGCUACGAUACAUGUACCGGCACAAGGGCACCUACCACACCAACGAAGCAAAGGGAACCGAAUUUGCCAAAAGCGCAGAUGCUGCUUUGAAAAAUGACCCUACCCUUCAAGAAGCCAUGGAUGAGAGCCGGAAAGAAUAUUUCAUCUGAGAGCAAAGGCAGCCCCACUGAGACUCACUUAGUAAGUCUCUCCUUCUCAAGGGAAUUGAUCAGAGGCACUACAUCAAAAAGCAUCAGGAUAUGAAGAUUGCACAGAGGAGAACAAGGGGACUAAUUGAAAUAUUGCUGUUUGCCCCCAAGAAGAACUAAACGCCAGGUCCAUGGCUGUUUAUUUGAUUUAGCAGCAUAGCUCAAUUGAAUAGCAGAUCAGGAGAAACAAAAAAAUAAAUCUCAGGAUGAGUGAUUAACUGGAAGCAGAUAAUAACAUCAAAUGUCAAACCUUGACAUUUGGCAAAAAUAGCAAGUACCAAUGGAAAACAUCCUCA
This is a messenger RNA of Euleptes europaea (tarantolino), 821 nucleotides long. RefSeq names its product glycophorin C (Gerbich blood group) (gene GYPC). The transcript is spliced from 3 exons. NCBI's taxonomy places the organism in Eukaryota, Metazoa, Chordata, Lepidosauria, Squamata, Sphaerodactylidae. Gene Ontology annotation, cellular component: membrane; cortical cytoskeleton. Bases 205 to 486 code for a protein of 93 amino acids. The record is from RefSeq and is a predicted model, not a curated record.